AAAAAAAGUUAAAACCUCAAAAAGGCAAAAAGCUAACAUUUUUAAUAAUCUCACAGUGUCACUCUUCCCACCUAAGCUUAUUCGCUUUUUAUUUAUUUUGUGUCUACUAACCAUCUUUGUCUCAUCUUUCCACUUCAACCAAAGCUCCACAUUCAAGCAAUCCUCCACAAACCCUAACUCGAUUCGAUCUCAACCCCAAUCUCCAUGGAUCCGGUAUCUCAGUAAAGGAGCUUCCAAAUCCGACUUUAACCGGAACCGGAACCGGAAAAUGCCGAGCGUUGGAGUGAAGCUCUACAGUGUAUUCUUCAAGUUCCUUUUAAAACACCGUUUACAAAACCGGAUCCAAUCCGAAGAUUCCUCCUCCUCCUCAUCCUCGGAUCCUUUCGGAGUCACGACCCGACCCGAAGAAUCAGUCUCCCCUCCGAAUCCCUUAUUCACCGACGGCGUCGCCACCAAAGACAUCCACAUCGAUCCCUUAACCUCCCUCUCCGUCCGCAUCUUCCUCCCCGAAUCCGCCCUCUCCCCCGCCUCCGGUAGCCACUCCGGUAAGUCUCGAAGCUUCAACAGCCUCGCCGGAUCGGAUCUUCUCCUCAGAAGAAACAGCCACGGCUCGUCUAACUCGUUAUCCUCUCACAAGUCGGAAGCUAGAAGAAGCAGUUACGCUCACACAACCACCGCCUCCGCUUCCUCAUCGUCCGAGGAGGUGUACAGAGGGUACGCACCGUCAUCGUCCGGGAAAUGCAGGAAGCUUCCGGUGAUGCUGCAGUUCCACGGCGGCGGGUGGGUGAGUGGGAGCAACGACUCGGUGGCGAAUGAUUUCUUCUGUAGGAGGAUGGCGAAGCAUUGUGAUGUUAUUGUUUUGGCGGUUGGGUAUAGGCUCGCCCCUGAGAACAGGUACCCCGCGGCGUGUGAGGACGGGUUCAAGGUGUUGCAGUGGCUGGGGAAGCAGGCGAAUCUCGCGGAGUGUAAUAAGUCGAUGGGUGGUGGUUUGAGGAGAGGUGGUGGAGGAGGAGAGGUGAGUAAGCAUGUGGUUGAUGCUUUUGGUGCUUCUUUGGUGGAGCCUUGGCUCGCUUCUCAUGCUGAUCCUUCGAGAUGUGUGCUGCUUGGUGUGAGCUGCGGUGCCAACAUAGCAGACUACGUAUCCCGAAAAGCCAUCGAAGCUGGUCAAAAUCUAGACCCAGUCAAGGUCGUGGCUCAAGUCUUAAUGUACCCGUUCUUCAUCGGCACCGUUCCCACGCAAUCCGAGAUCAAACAAGCAAACUCCUACUUCUACGACAAACCCAUGUGCAUUCUCGCUUGGAAGCUUUUCUUACCAGAAGAAGAGUUCAGUCUGGACCACCCGGCAGCGAACCCGCUCGUUCCGGACCGGGGCCCACCGCUCAAAUUCAUGCCACCGACGCUAACCAUCGUCGCGGAGCAUGACUGGAUGAGAGACAGAGCCAUCGCUUACUCAGAAGAGCUGAGAAAAGUCAACGUGGAUGCUCCUGUGCUGGAGUACAAAGACGCCGUUCACGAGUUUGCAACGCUAGACAUGCUUCUCAGGACUCCACAGGCUCAGGCUUGUGCAGAAGAUAUUGCCAUCUGGGUUAAGAAGUACAUCUCUCUACGUGGUCACGAGUUCUCAUACUAGGAUUCGUCCGGAAAACUCCAGGAAGCAAAAUGAAAAUGGUGGACCGAAAACUAAACCGGUUUUGUUGUUUCACACAGUUUUAACUUGGAAGGCAAGCGAGGUUGUGGGGUUCUUCUUCAGUGUGAGUAGAAUUAGUUUAGAGAAGUGUCGAUGAGGUCGAGUGAAGACUCUCAAAGCUUUUGUUGUCACAGGGUAUUUCCUGUAUAUUAAAAACUAUAUAUUAUACGUUCUCUUGACCAAA
Molecule: messenger RNA, 1871 nt
Organism: Brassica napus (rape)
Lineage: Eukaryota; Viridiplantae; Streptophyta; Magnoliopsida; Brassicales; Brassicaceae
Product: probable carboxylesterase 11
Exons: 2
Coding region: 269-1630 (453 amino acids)
Molecular function (GO): hydrolase activity
Source: RefSeq, a predicted model, not a curated record